AUGAGCAUUUGUCAAUUUCCUAUAAGCAAUUCAAAGGGAAUAUGCUAUAGGCAAAGAACUACAGAAUGUGUCAAAGAAAAUAAUGGAAUAACUAAAUUUUUUUUAAAAGAUUUAAUAAAAGAAUCAUCUUUAAAAAAUGAGGAUGUAACAAAAAAGGAUAUAGAAGAUAAAGAAAAAAAAAAUGUCCAGCAAAAUGAAAAAAAUCAAUCAUUUAAUGUGUCCUAUACUUGGGAAACUGAUGCAAUAAGCGGGUUGAGGUUUAUAAAUGUUUUGAACAAAAAGGACAAAAAAAAAUUAGGCUUUCAAUGCAUAUAUUGUAGAGAUAGACAACUUUUUAAAAAAAAAAGUAGUGUAUUAUAUCACAUGGUUACCUUUAAUCAUGGUUUAAAAAAUAGUGUCAUAGAUGAAUUAAAGAUUAACGAAAGAACUUCAGAUGAUCGAUUAAAAUUUAUAAACAAUUUUAACACGGAAAAACAAAUAACAAUAGAAAAAGAAAAUAUCGUUGAAAAAAAUGUUACAAAAGAUUAUAAUUUAAUUAAACUUGAAAUAGAAUUUGUGUCAACGAUGAAUUUAUUAACAUUUGAAGAAUUAAAAGAACUGUUUUUAUUUUUUUUUCCUGAACAAGUAAUGUCAAUUGAUGAAAAUAUAAUUAAAGAAAAUAUUAUUGAAAAAUUUUUACUAAACAUAAAUUCCUUAUCAGAAAAUUAUUCUAGAAUAAUCGAAAAGGAGUAUCAUGUGCCUGAUUAUAGUAAAGAUUUAAAUCUUAUCACAUUAAGUGAAUAUUUAAACGAUUUAAGAAAUGUAAAAUUAGAAAAAAAAACUAAUUUUUAUUGUGAAGAAAGUGUGGAUAGUGAGCUAGCCAUUAAUGAAACGAUGACUAGCCAAAAUAAAGAACGUGAAGAAAAAAAAAUGUGUGCAAAUCAGGAAAAAGAUAUAGUAGAAACAAGCAGUGAAAAUAUUUUGUCUAAGGAUAUUACAGAAGAACAGAAGGUAUAUAUAAGUGAAGAAAAUAGGAAUGAUAAAAUAAAUGAAGAAGAUCAAGUACAAAUAAAAAGUGUAGAAAAAAAAGAUAAUGCUCCUAUUGUUGAUGCAAAAAAUAUGAACAAUCUUGUAAUUGAACAAAAUAUUGAGAACGUCAUUGGGGAAGAGAAAAAAAAACGAAAAAGAAAAGAAAAAAUAAACAUCGAUGAAAAUAAGCAUAUAUUGAUAAAUAUAAAUGAUUAUAACAUUCUUAGGCAUGAUGAUCAAUUAUUUAUUAGUUUAACAGCAAAUAAGAACAAGCCUCAAAAAGAAAAAACAAUUAUAGGCAAGGAAAAUUUUUUCAUAAUAAAUAAUAAUAUUAGUAAUGAUGAAAUGAAUAAACAGGAUAACAAUAAUGAGAACAUACAUACUACAACUACUAGUAAUAUUAAUGAUAAUAAUAGUACUAAAAGUAACAAUAAUAAAAAUAAUUUUCAUAAUAUUUAUAAUUCUGCAAGUAGUAAUAAUUAUUAUGAACAUGUUAAAAAUGGGAACGGCUCUUAUAAUAGUAAUAUUCAUACAAACUCAAAUAAUAAUAACCUUUUACAAAAAAUAAACGCUGAACAAUAUAUGAUAAUUGAUCAUAAUAAUAAUAAUAAUAAUUAUUAUAAUGAAAAUAAAAAGAAACAUACUAUGAAUAUUUUAUUAAACUUGAACAAUAAGGAGAAAAAAAAACGAUCACGAAACGAAGGAAGUAAAGAGACAAAAAUGAAUGUAUGUAAAAAAGUAAGAAAUAUGAAAAACAAAAAUAAUUUGGAUAUACAUUUUUUAUAUGAAAAAACGAAUGAAAAUAAUGUGGACAAUCAAAAUAAAAAUGAACAUUUGUAUGAACAAAAAUUAAUUAAUUAUGAAUCCAUAAUAGGGAUAGAUGAUAUCACAGAAAAUAAUGGUUUAAAAGAUGAGCAUAACUCAAUAUCUUCAAUUCCAAAUUAUAACAUUAUUAGUACAACCUCCAAUACAUGUGAUAUGAAUGAAGAGUUUUAUAACAAUAUGAAUAUAAAUAUAAAUAGGUGUUUAUAUAAACAAACUAUCACCAACAAGAACAACAAGGACGACAAUAAUAAUAAUGAUAAUAAUAUUAUAAAUGUAGAUGAAACUAAAGAACAAGGUAAUAUUAAAGAUUCAUAUAAUACAAAAAAUAAUGAAGAAGACACAAAUAUUCUUAAUAAUAUACAUAAUGAUAAUAAAAUACAAAGAAUACAGAUACAGGUAGAUGAUGACCUAAAAGAUAAUAAAAAGAACAUUUCUGAAAAAAAUGUGGAAGAAUCCGUUUUGACUUGUUCACAAAAUAAAACUGUUAAAAUGGUUAAUUAUAAAGAUAUAAAUAUGAUCGAUAAAAGCAGAAACAAAAGCGUUAUUAAAAAAAAAGAAAUUAACAAUAAAAAUAUUCUAAAAAAUAUAACAAAGAUAAAUACAUUAAAUAGUAACACAAAAGGGAAAAAAAAAAAAAAAGCAAAUAUAAUUGAGACACAAAAAGAUAAUAUUUUAAAAAAAAAAUUUUCUUAUAAAAUUACUACUGAUAAAGAAAAGAAAAGAAUUAUUAAUUAUAAUAAAAGAAAUAAUAGAAGAAAGAAUAUUAUAAAAACAACAGGUUCGAUCAAUAAUUAUUAUAAAAAUCAACAUAUAGAUAAUAUUAUUAAUAAAAAAAAAAAUAUAACGCUAUACAAUAAGAAAAACAAACAAACUAAUAUUAUCCACAAAAAAUGUUAUAAAAAGGUAAAUAAACAUAUAUGCACUUCUUCAAUUAAAGAAAUUAAACAAUUAUGUAAUUUAUCUAAUGAAAAUAUAAUUCCACAUAAUGAAAAUUUGUCAUGCACACGUUCAUAUAGAUUAUCAAGAUAUAUAAAAACAUAA
This is a messenger RNA of Plasmodium reichenowi, 2874 nucleotides long. RefSeq lists its product as hypothetical. Lineage: Eukaryota; Apicomplexa; Aconoidasida; Haemosporida; Plasmodiidae. The transcript has 8 exons. Bases 1 to 2874 code for a protein of 957 amino acids. The record is from RefSeq and is a predicted model, not a curated record.